Hydractinia symbiolongicarpus is the source of this 2078-nucleotide messenger RNA. Its product is annotated as mediator of RNA polymerase II transcription subunit 17-like. The transcript has a single exon. Gene Ontology annotation, molecular function: transcription coregulator activity. Gene Ontology annotation, cellular component: core mediator complex; mediator complex. Gene Ontology annotation, biological process: regulation of transcription by RNA polymerase II. The record is from RefSeq and is a predicted model, not a curated record. Bases 116 to 1945 code for a protein of 609 amino acids. Lineage: Eukaryota; Metazoa; Cnidaria; Hydrozoa; Anthoathecata; Hydractiniidae.
GAUCGGUAAGUCCGUUUUUUCCGGGUUUCAUUCUGGAAACUUACACUCAACAAGCUCCUAACAAAAUAACACAGCAAAAAGUCCAUUCCUGUGUUGUGUAGCUUUAGUUAGGAAGAUGACAUCGUUAAAAAUCAGUGUUGAAAGGCUUUUAGAACAAGAAGUUGAUGAAAUUAACCGUUCUGGUGAAGAAAAAUAUAUUAAACCUUUUUCAUUGUCUGAAGAGCUGACUUAUCUUGCAGGAAAAAUUGAUUUUUAUGAUGGACUUGAAAACUUGCAAGAAAAUAAUACAGAGAGUGGCCAAAAUGGAGAAGACGAGCUGGCCAAUGUGAAACGUAAAAGUGAAGAGAAAAUUGAAAACAAAUGGCCAUGGGAAAAUGUUCAUUCAAAACUUCGAAUAGCUUUAUCAGAAACAUGUGUAAUGUUGGAUGUGCUGCAAAGUCUUACUAAGAAAAAGUAUUUGGUGCUUGAUCCGAUUCAACAGAAUGCAGAACCUGAUAAGCAAACUGUUCAAAUGCUUGAAAAACGAAAGUUUUUAGCCAGAGCUGGUUCUAUAAUUGCAAAAGGAGCUGCAGGUUUGAGUAAGAAAAUAGACGAAUCAGAACCGAUUGUUGUAGAGGAAAAUGACAAUGAGUAUUACAUGCAACUGAUGCAAUUAAGACAGUACUGGCGUGUGAAAAAGACAGGUAACCAAAUAACUGGGGAUGUGAGUUAUCGUACAGCUGGGUCAACAUUUUGGCAUCCUGGUCUAUUUGAAGUAAAGCCUGAUCAUAGUGAAUUAACUGAAAAAACACUCACGGUAAAUAUAAGCCCUGAUUUAGUACAAUCAUCAGUAAUUACUGUUCAACUGAUUGAUCAAAACAGUAGACAUCCAUGGAAAGAAACAUCUUUACUUACUUCGAAAAGAAAAAUUGACUCUUUAAAUAACUGGGAAGAAAGUCUUAAUCUGGCACAACAGCAUAUAUUUAACAAGGAUUUAUUUGCACGUCUUUCUACUGAUGCCUACCAAGGGUCAUUUUCAGGCGUUGAGGUAUUAAAUUCUAAAAUUACCUGCAAAAUAUUAGAUGAUGUACAGGUUGUCAUAUCACAUGAAAUUGGUUGUAAAGAUGCUAAUCUCUCAACUGAUGAUGCUGUAGAUUCUACAGAUGAUUUAAAAUUGAUUCUAACUGCAUUGCUCCAAAGUCAUCAUAAAAGAAAUGCAAAGUGGACUUCACCAUAUCCAGCUACAUCCAACUAUUACAAAAAGCAAUCUAGAAGCUCAACAAUUGUCAAUAUGUUAAAUCGAAAAGAGGUUUUGCAGCAUAAUUCAAUCUUAAAAGAGUUUCUUGACCAAGCCACACAUAAAGUUUGGAUUACACGCCUCAAGUUUUAUCUUGACGAGAAGUGCAAAACGCUAAAUGACCAGAGUAUGUUGAUACAUUGGAACUCCUUGAAGUGUAGACUCAAGUCAUCCAUUACAGUUUCUGUGAUAAGCAAAAUACAUUUAGCAUCAGCUGUUAAAGCAUCGUUUUUAAUUUCCAUAGAUCAACAGGGAAUGAACAUAACAUUCGAAGAUUCUAAUACAAUUUAUUUACAUUUUGAUAUAGCUGCUCUAAAUACUCUGAUUGAUUCAAAGAUCCGUACACAUCUUCAAAUGGUGGCAAAGUGUUUAUGUUUGAGAUACAGUUGGACUGUUGUGCAAUCGACAUGGAAGUAUCCAACGUUCAUUGUAGAAAAUCAAACAGGAUUCCCUGAGAAGCGUUUGGUGUGUCUUUCAAGUGACAAGAGUACUAGUAUCAGAGUUACAUUUCACAGUAACAUUACCAUAGAACUCUCAAAAGCAGGUAGUGAUGUCAGUUCUUUGUUAGAUUGUGAAUUCCAAGCAUAUGUGUACAAUCCAAUACCGUUAGAAGCUAUUGCUGGUUCAUCAUUUAUUGAAAAAUUCCAAACAUUACUAUUGUGUUGCUAAUAGUGUGUUUUGUCAGGAUUUGUCUUUUUUUUGUAUACAGAAAAUCGUACUUGCAAAAAUACAACUGUAGACUUUAUUUUGCAUACUUUCAAAGAAAACUUUGGCACUUCAACCUGGCGCCAUACAACGUGUA